Messenger RNA from Phaeoacremonium minimum UCRPA7, 807 nucleotides. RefSeq lists its product as hypothetical. The coding region runs from base 1 to 807 and encodes 268 amino acids. Lineage: Eukaryota; Fungi; Ascomycota; Sordariomycetes; Togniniales; Togniniaceae. The record is from RefSeq and is a predicted model, not a curated record. The transcript has a single exon.
AUGAUCAUUGUAUACUAUGAUAGCUACGUGCAAAUCUUCUUUGAGGAGCUUGUCAAAUUCGUCUCGGCUUCGCGAAACAUGAUGCGUAAAGCUAAGAUGGCUGCCAAGGUCGCACAGAUCAAGCGCAUGGCCGAGCUGGAAAUGCCGGAUGAUGAGGAGGAGGAAGAGGAGGCCAACGGCUCAACUGUUAUCGCUGCUGCAUUGAAGCCUGACGGUCCUCUGGAGGCUGGCAAGAAAGAUGGUGAAUCUGAAGAACUACCCGCGCUUCAGUAUGUAAGCACGCGGCAGAUGCGAAAUGUGUCGAGAUCUACGGCUGGACUCUAUGCUGCUGGCCGCCCGAUGUUCACUCGUGCAGGCAUGGCUUCAUAUGGUGGUCGACAUGGCUACGGUGCUGGUGGCAUGGUUGACCAGCCGCCCGAUGUCUAUGAUGAGCUAGACAAAGGUCUCGAGUACGUGCAGUCCAUGUGCGAGCAUGCUGCUCACCAAUUUCUCCGAGAUGGCGACUGCGGCGAAGAGGUUGAAAAUAUUAAGAGACGGCUAUCGGAAACCAAGGAUCUCGCAGACAAGGAAAUGAAGCGCGUGCAAAGCGAUCCGGAAGCCGCCAAGGCUCUCGAGGAACCACCCAAGACUCGCAGCUUCCGUCCGCAAUCGAUGAGAAGGGAGAUGGGUAGUCCCACGGCAAAAGAAGUCAGCAAUGAACUGGAAGUCGAUGAAGGCAUCGAUGACAUGGAACAGCCAGAGCUUCCGAAGCUGGUGUACAAGUCCACCAGGUCGAUGGGCCGACCCCGAGGACCGGCAGCUAAAUGA